UGUCACUGUGUUCUCAGUACGGCUUGCGUACGGACGUAAUCUGCGACUGGGAAAUUUCUUGUGUUUCAAAACUGUCUUGUGACAAAGAAAACACUCACAAAACAUGACGAAAUCUGCCAAGAAGACGUCGACGUCCUCGUGGGCCAGUUCUCGCAAGGAGAUGCCUAAAAAGAUGUGUAAGAAGCUUAUCGGUGCAGACCCGAAUCUCGGCUGGAGGUUAUUGGGGGAUCUGGUGAUGAAAAAGCUGCUGGGUUCGGACAUAGUCCCCGUGUCAUGUCCAGAAGACGCUGCGUGUUUCGACCUCGGCACGGUCCUGGUGAAAGAUCACCAGUCUCUGACGGCCAGGGCAGCCCACCGCCACACGACUCUCCGCGCGAUCGGCACCGUCCAGGACAUGAGCGUGUCCGCGCCGGCGAACCUGCGGACCAUCCUCGCACCCAAGGCCGACGAGAACUGGGAGGAGGCUCCGUCCUCCGGCUUUCCCUGGAGUCACACAAUCGGUAACGAGCACGACGGCGAGAGGAAGAGGUUCUACGUCAAGGUGGGAAGCGUCGCCAAGGAGGUGGUCCAUCUGACUCUCAAGAAGGGGGACCUGAGACUUCGAAACGACACGGACGACUUGAGGAAAGCCAAGGCUGUGUAUAUCGUCACGGAGGCCUUCUACGCCAGCGGUCUGAAAGUAGAGGUGACCGUGGACGGUCGGCAGGGCACGUUCGUCACGGAAGACAAGAUCCUGAUAGGAUUCCGCUAUCAGAAGUUCAAACUGUCCAAGACCGGCGUGGUCGGACCGGAACUGUCCACAAAUAUCAAGAGAAAUAGGGAAGCCCACCUUUUUGUGAAGACAAGCUACGCGGAAAGAGUAAGAAAGUCGGUGACUACUGCUGAGCUGAGAAAGCCCUCUAACGCCUCCGUGGCUCUGAUCCCCAAAGCGUCUCUACCAGGCAUGACAGACGAUACAGCCGACCCGAGGUCUAUCCCGGUUACAAAGGACGAGUCUAAUGAGUCCCGGUCAAGCGCAGUGAGUGAUGACGUCACCGAGAAGGACGACAGAUGUCAGGUUGUGGACUUGGAUCAUCACCAAGGCGACGAGGGGUCAAAAGGUCAGAUACAGACGGCGUGGAUUUUGUGA
This is a messenger RNA of Branchiostoma belcheri (Belcher's lancelet), 1129 nucleotides long. RefSeq lists its product as uncharacterized. Lineage: Eukaryota; Metazoa; Chordata; Leptocardii; Amphioxiformes; Branchiostomatidae. The transcript has 4 exons. The record is from RefSeq and is a predicted model, not a curated record. Bases 104 to 1129 code for a protein of 341 amino acids.